This is a messenger RNA of Solanum lycopersicum (tomato), 4599 nucleotides long. RefSeq lists its product as uncharacterized. NCBI's taxonomy places the organism in Eukaryota, Viridiplantae, Streptophyta, Magnoliopsida, Solanales, Solanaceae. The record is from RefSeq and is a predicted model, not a curated record. Gene Ontology annotation, cellular component: mitochondrion.
AUUGUAAUAAUAGUAAGAGAUAAACGUGUUGAGAGUUUUUUUGUUGUUUAGGGAUGGAGUUGGCAAGCAAAGUCGGAGACGCAGUAAGCAAAGCGCUGAACAGCAACAAAGUGUUGAAUGUAGUGUUAAUGAGUGCAUUUGGAUUGCUAUGUAUGAGAUCAGUGCAGCAACAGAAGAAUAUGGAAGUUCUUGAAGCAGAAAAGGACUCUUUGCUCAAAUCUAAUAAAGCUAUGAAGAAGGAUAUGUGGGAUUGGAAGCAGCAGCUUUUUGCUGAAGCUGAGUUACCCAAUCCACUUAUUCCACUCUCUAAGAUUAAAGCCAUUUAUGGAGACGUUCAAACCACCACAUCGACUUCUGCAUUAUCCAUGUCCUUCCUUAUCAUCGUUCAUCAUAUGCCACUUUUGGUGUUCCUUUGCAUUUAUUGAAGUAAAUCUCUCUGGACUAUCAUUUAUUCAAGAAUCAAGAUGUUGGGAAGCAAAAUUCUUCAAGCUUUAUGAUAAAAUAGUAAACACACCAUUCGUGUAACUAAUGAAAUGAUAAAUUCAAGUAAUGUUUCUGCAAAAAUUGGUUAAAUUACCAAAUAAAGGGAUUCUGCUAUUAGAAGUCGUAUAUAUGACGUAUUAGAAAAGAUAAUCAAAGUACGAAAUUUUGUAGUAUUACCUCUGCUUAAUGUUACCAUUUUUGAAAUAAUAAAAACCCACUUAACUUAUAAUGGUUAUCUUUCUAUUAUUUUAUACUGUUUAAUUUUUGCUUCUCUAGAAUCGGACCAUUGAGAAUCUUCCAAAAUUGCAAAACCUUGAUAAUCUUUUCCUCUCCCUCCUUUCUAUUCUCCUUCACAUAUUACAAUUCUUUUAGACAGUUUUUGGUGAUCAUCCACUCCGCUGAUUAAGCCUUUCUUCAUCAAUAGAGAAAUCAUGUCAUUGUACACCAAAUUAUGUUUCUAGCUACGGACAAUCAUGGAGCAUUAGCAAUAGGUGGACGAUAAGUCAAACAGGGAGUCUCUUGCCUUUUCGAUAUUUUAACAGACACAAGAUAUUUGAGAAUUCUGACUCAACAAGAAAAAACAAGAAGAAUUUUCAGAGCACACAAGAUUAUAGCCUAGUAGUAUAUGAAGUGGGUGGAAACCUUGGGAGCAGGGUUCAAGUUCCAGCAAUGACAAAAAUCAACUUGUUGGCAGAUUUAUUCUAUACUUGUGCGCUGGUGGGAAUCAUGUACCCUGUGGUAGUAAAGCUGUAGAAUAAUUGGUCCAAACACCACCAUUAUAAAGAAAAAGAGAAAAACAAGAUUCAUGAUGGGCCUAGAUUCCUCAUUUGACAUUAACACCAGAAAGGUAGACAUUGCCGAUAAAUAUGGAGAUUCAUUGCGAAGAGUCCAAAUGCCCUGCUAGAAAAUGCUCAAUAGUCUACAAAGCCAGUCUUUUAAAGAAACCUCUCCUAACAGAAAAUGCAAGUGUCAUUAAUGAAAAAUUGUGAUAGAUGAGAGUUGUACCAUCCUUAGGAUAAAGUUCCUCAAAAGAUGUCUAGUAGGAACAUCCUAACAUGUUAACACAUGCGCUUAAUGGAGUGGUUGACUCCAGGAGGUAGGGGAAGUUGGAAAUGUUGAGCAUAUUAGACUUCGACAGCUCAUAUGAUCAUGUGAAUUGGGAGUUCUUGGAUUUCAUAACGCUGUAGACAGGAUGUGGAUUAAGUUCUCCCUUUCAAGGACCAGAUUCUCAGUCCUAGUGAAUGGUAGACUUUUGGGAAAAAAGAAAAAGUUGUGAAGAUCUUCUCAAUAUUUUAUUGCUGCAAUGGUUUAUAAAUUCAUAGCUUAUUUGCAAAAUGUAAUAAAGUACCACAUGAAAUUUUUUGAUGAAGUAAUAAUAGAUUUCAUUACUGGCAUCAAGAAGAUGCAAAAACAUACAGAAAACCUUUGUAGCUGCAUUACAUAAAGAACUAUGCUAGUGCCAGGGAGCUAACAAAGUUCAAAAAGGUUUCAGAUAAUAGAUUUCAUUACUGGCAUCAAGAAGAUGCAAAAACUUACAGAAAACCUUCGUAGCUGCAUUAUAUAAAGAACUAUGCUAGUGCCAGGGAGCUAACAAAGUUCAAAAAGGUUUCAGGGUAAUCUACCAGAGAAGUAGUUUUCCACAUAAAUAGAAACAUCAGCCAUUGGGCCUUGAUGUAAUAAUUUGGAGUUGACGAACCAUCAAAACAUCUUUCUGUUCCUCUUUGUCCACAUACUUGCAGGUAUCAUUUCCAGAUUUCCUUGAUGGCCUUAUCAACUUUCCAACUACUCCAACCUUCAUUGGCCUCUUAACUGAUCUGUGGGUUGCGCAGCUGAGACCAAAAAUAGAGUAGAACAAGCACCAUAUGUGACUAGCAAUUUUGCAGUGGAGGAAUAAGUGACUGUUGGUUUCUAUCUCCUGUUGACACAUGUAGCAUCCGUUGACUAUUUGGUCGCUCCUUUUCUCGAGAUUGUCUUGGGUGAGGCAUGCUUUAUAGUGUCCAGCAGAAACAUUUAAUUUUUUUGGGCAGCUUAGACUUCCACGGCCAGUAGUUAAUCAAAUUAUUUGUAGCAUGAGUUUGCAUAACCCGCUUUACCUGAGUACCUGCCAUCAUUUGCACUGCCCCAUCAUAACUUAUUUGCUGCCUGCAAAUUCAAUCUGUAUCCUUCCAGCCUGGAGAUUCCUUUUGGAAAGAAGUUGCUGGUUUUGCCUUCUUUAUUCUGAGAGAUAUGGAGUUUGGCUCACUAGAAUUUGAAAAAUGUUGUGGAAUUCAUCCUUGAGGAUUGUGUUGUUUAACCAAUAUCUUUCCUGAAUGUGGUGUGUAGACCAUUGCCUGGUAUUAAUUGUGUUCUCUGGAAAGAGUUCCUCCUUAAGCUUGCUAUACUCAAAUAUUUUGUACAUAAAUUCUUAGCUGAAGGUGUAACAUUUAUCAAUGUAAAACCAGCCUAUCACUUUAUGAGAUCCCGAUCCUGCGAGUUUCAAACUGUGGGGAAGGGUAGAGGGACAAGCACAUUGUCCACCUAGUUCCAUACCAUGCAUCGUUGACCCUUGGGAUUUCUUGGUUAUAAGAAAAGAACCUUCUGUUCUUUUUGUUUUCUCGAACUCGGUUUAGUUCUUUUUAGAUUUAAAUCUUGUGAGUCUGGUGAUAGCAAAAUUCUUGUAGGCUGUAGCCACUUCUAAAUAUCUCCUCUUUAAGAGUUUGAGAUUUCAAAACUAUAUUUAGUUCUAUCUCUCUUUUAUGUAUUUUAGGAGAUCAUGUGCUAACAUUUCUAUAUGAUAAAUGAAGGACUAUGCAUUGUACGUUGAAUUUUGCAGUAAAAGAAUAGUUGGAUUUGUGCCACAAAUUUGAGCAAGCCAAGAUAAUCUAUGAGUAAAUAUUUGAUUGAUGCAAGUUUCUCUUACAAGGCAAUCUUAGCAGAAAGACCCCCAUUAGUGGCCUCAGUCGAAAUGAUUAAGAGGAUGUGGAAGUUCUCUUUUUCUCUUUGUCUAACAAUGACUGGUUGAUUGAGAAAUCCUGUAUAGUGUGUUUUUCUUGGGGUAUACCUUCCCUGGGUAAGAAGAGCUAAUGAUCUCGCUAAUACAACAGAGGCAAAAGUUAGAUAGAAUUUGCAUAGAACUUCUCUGAGAGAGAAGAAAAAGUUGUGAACAUCUCCCCGAUAUUGAUUCCUGGAGGGUUUUAGCUUCUGACCAUCACAAUUAUUAUGUUAGAGACCAAGUAUAAACUUGGGCUGAAUUGCUUAACUUGUAUUUACAGGAAGUAAUACAUAAAGUUUUCUGUCAAUAGCAAAGUUAUUCUUCACAUAGGAUAUUUUGGGUAGGAAAAAAAGGGAAAAUGGGAGAAUAACACACCAGAAAAGUCAACUCAAAGAUGGCUUCUGCCUUCUGAGGUAGAAUUGGUGGACUGAGACGUCGAUGCUAGUGAUGGCACUUGAAAGGCUUUUAACGCUGUUUUUUUAAGAAGCAGAAUAAAAGUUUGACCUUAAGGGCAUCAGAUGCUAGUGGCCCUUUCAGGAAGGUGGUGAACACUGAACAAACCCUUAACCUUGUUUUUGCCACAGAUCUACCUCAAGUCAUUUCUUUUUCUUCUUGAGCUCCUUUUCCUCUGGUGGAUGUCAAAUAACAACAACUGGCAUAUUGUGAUUGAGUAUUGACAAUAAAAACCAUACAACUUUGAACAGGACUUCAUCUGACACAAUCUUUUGUAACUGCCCGGAAUUAACUUCAUAUUGUUGCUAAUUGUUAAAAGCCUUUUGUUGCUGAUAUAUAUAUAGACGAGUUCUUAAUAUGAACUUGGUAAUGAACCAAAAUCGAGUUCUCAUUUGCGGUCUUUGUUAUUUUCAGACCAAGAAUAGGGAAGAGAAAAUUCAGUGUCAUCCCGUGAAUUAGUGAAUUAGGCAGGAUCUUUUUUUAUUUAGAAUAAGAAGCAGUGGAUCAAUUGCCCCUUGUGCUUUGGUCUAGUGGUAAGAUUGCAGCUUGUCAUGUGUUAUUGGCCCUCGGAUUUCUCGGUUAUGGAAAAAAAGUGGUGUGUCAAUUUUCGAAAAUCUUAUUGUAAAUGUGAAAUACUUAUAGGAUCCUUGAAUAACUGAAUUUUUCAUUGUGGAAAUGACUUAAUUAUUCAA